AUGUGUUUACAGGAGAAGACCAAAAUCAAGGCCGUCAUACGCAAUGGUCGCUUGGAAAGGGUACCCAUAAAGGCAAUGGUCAAGGACUGUUGUGAAGGUUAUAUGGCCGAUGAAGCUAAUCCCUCACAGUGUGUAUCGAUUUGUCACGAUGGCUUCGCCUUCGUAGACGGAGUUUGUAUUCCGAGCUGUGAGAAUUGUGAAAAUGGUGAAUGUCUGGCACCGGAUGAAUGUAAAUGCAACGAUGGCUAUGCGGAGACGAGUAAAGGCUGUGAGCCAAUCUGUGAUGAGUGCAUCAAUGCGGUGUGUAUCAAACCGGGGGUGUGUGAGUGCAAGGAGGGCUUUGUUUCCACCCCUCAUGGUUGUGUCCCCUCACCAUGUCAAGGUUGUGAAAAUGGCUAUUGCCUAAAAUCGGGUGAAUGUCAGUGUUCGGUUGGCUAUAGAUGGUCCAUGCGCGAUCACAAAUGUAAACCGAAGUGUAAACAUCGUUGUCGUAACGGCUUUUGUUCGGCACCGAAUCAAUGUUCGUGCUAUGAAGGCUAUCGAAAAUUGGCGAACAAUGAAUAUAUUUGUCUGCCCAAGAAAUGGGAUGAG
This is a messenger RNA of Musca vetustissima, 591 nucleotides long. RefSeq names its product epidermal growth factor-like protein. The transcript has a single exon. The record is from RefSeq and is a predicted model, not a curated record. The annotation marks the transcript as partial. Lineage: Eukaryota; Metazoa; Arthropoda; Insecta; Diptera; Muscidae.